CAAUGUAGAAAGAGGUCAGCGUAAUUUCAAAGCAGUGUAUAUCCAUUUGUAAAUAAUCCAAGUCAGACUCAAAGUCCUCCAUGCAUAUAUAAAACACACACUUACAGUUUUGUCAUACCAAAGAUACCAUAAAUAAACAACACAACAGUCAUGGUGAUGGAUUUGAGCACUUCAAAAAUCUCUACAUUUUCUACUUCCUCUUGGUGGCUUAGAGGCAAGGUCAUAGGCAGAGGCUGCUUCGGCACCGUUAAUCUCGCCGUCAACAAAUCAGACAGCAAUCAUAUCUUCGCCGUCAAAUCAGUCGGUUUUGCCACUUGUAUCCCACGUCAGCUCGACUCGUUGGAAAACGAAAUUCGUAUCCUCCGCUCGGUUUCGUCACCACACAUCGUGAGGUUCCUCGGCGAUGACGUGACCCGAGAAGGAACCGGGUCGUUCCGGAACCUUCAUCUCGAGUACAUGCCACGUGGAACUCUCGCUGAUGUGGCGGGUCAAAACCUCGAGGAAGAUACGAUCCGACGGUUCACGUGGUGUUUGGUCUCUGCUUUGAAGGACGUCCACACGUGCGGCUUCGUCCACUGCGAUGUGAAGGCGAGAAACGUUCUGCUUGGAGAAGAACCCGGUUCUGCUAAGCUCGCCGAUUUCGGUUCCGGUUUAGAUAUUCGAACCGGAAACCAAACCGGGUGCGAGGCACGUGGUAGUCCACUGUGGAUGGCGCCGGAGGUAGUUCGCGGCGAAUGCCAAGGCCCCGAGAGCGACGUGUGGUCUCUUGGCUGUACGAUCAUCGAGAUGGUCACCGGAGAACCGCCGUGGAAUGAAGACGGAGCUGAGACUCUGAGAACGAUCGGAUUCUCCGACGAGCUACCGAAAUUUCCGGCGAGGUUAUCGGAAAAUGGCCGGGACUUUCUGGAGAAAUGUCUGAGGAGAGACCCGAGCGAGCGGUGGAGCUGCGAUCAGCUGUUGCGACAUCCUUUCCUCUCGUGUUAUGCUCUGUCGGAAUCUCCGCGGCAUGUAUUCGACUGGGUGGACUUGGUGUUCGAGGAAGAAGAAGCAGUGGUGAGUGAGUCAGUGUCGUCCGAGUCGAGUUCGAAUAUCGCUAGGGAGAGGAUCGGUACUUUGGCGAUGAGCAGAGGGGUAAUCUGGGAAUCUGAUGGUUGGUUGGUGGUUAGAGGUUCGGGGACACGUCAGCUCGUUCGUGAUUCUUCAUGUACGGAACUCGUAACGGUGAGGAAUUCGACAAGUUCAUCGUAUAGUUAUAGUCCGACGUGGCAGAUAGCUAAAGGGAAGAUAACAUUUUGUUCACACAACGUUAGAUAUAUGUGGUGGCAAAAUCGUAAAUACGUGGAAGUUAAACGUACGGGCGUGAAUGCACCGCCGCAGUGUUGUGACCGUGAUGUGCCUCAAAACGCGGAUUUGGAUGUACCCGACCUAGCGAUAAUAGUCGCAUGUAGUACAUUAUUGUGCAUGUGUUGUGCCCAAAUGUUCAUAAAUAAAAUAUUUUAUGUUGGCAAUUUUUGUUCUCUAUACACGGCCACACAAAUGUUCACUAAUAAAUACGCAAACAUAUCUAUGACAAGUGGCAAUAAAGAAAAGCAACAUGUGUCUCAAAGAGUGGGAUCAUUCAUGAAUAUUGUAUAUCUUAAGCUACACAAUAAUGACCAGUUUUAG
Raphanus sativus (radish) is the source of this 1665-nucleotide messenger RNA. Its product is annotated as mitogen-activated protein kinase kinase kinase 18-like. Gene Ontology annotation, biological process: protein phosphorylation. NCBI's taxonomy places the organism in Eukaryota, Viridiplantae, Streptophyta, Magnoliopsida, Brassicales, Brassicaceae. Bases 151 to 1665 code for a protein of 504 amino acids. The record is from RefSeq and is a predicted model, not a curated record. The transcript has a single exon. Gene Ontology annotation, molecular function: ATP binding; protein kinase activity.